UGCCAAUGACUUUUAGUUGAUAUCAAAGCACCGAUCAUUCCUUUCAUCGAAAGGGUGCCGAACUAGUAGAUAUCUAUAAUUAAUUAACAUUCCGGCUGGUCAGUAUCUUCUUCUUAUUAUGUUCGUACGAUAAGAGAAUAGGCCUAUGGGUGGAAACCUUGCAAUGCGGGUAUGCCAUUAAUGUUUAGAUGAUAGGUUUCUUCUGCCUAGAGACAAUGAGCCUUAAACAGGUGGAAUCAUUAAUUGUCAAUGGCAUUUCCGACAAUCCUCCGCGUCUCAGCGCCUUUUGAUCGCAAUUCAAGGAAUAAAUGGGACUUUUAAAAGUUCGAGUCACUAGAAUAAAUGUUGUAAAUCUCCCUCCCCCCCCCCUUCCACGCUAAGAACCCCUGCUCUAUCUGAUGCUCAAUCUCACCGGAUAGGUCAAAUGUGUAACGUAACCCUUUGACCAUGAUGUGUCCGAGCUGUUCAAGUGACCUCCCUCUGUUCCUUUGUCUACUGGUGUUGCUCCGGGCUGCGGUAUUCAGGAUGAUAAUUCUGCCUGAGGUUUACGUGCACAAGUCGAUAUCACUUUACAUUACACCAGAACUUUUCAGAAUGUCCCUGCUGAUACGUUUAAACACCUUAUUGACUUACCUCUGCCUUUUCUUGUACGUGUACCACAUUCCCUUUCUGUCUAGCCAAAUGACGAACAACCACGGCUUCCGCAGAUUUCAAUCUCCAAAACUGGGAAUAAUCCAGGCAGGAACUUAUGCCAGGUCAUCCCUACUUGCUUGCUGUAGUUCGUGUCUCUCGCGACACUGGAGUGCUUACUUCAUUUUCAACAAAAAGGCGGGCACGUGUACGUGCGCUGCAUCGCUCAAUAACGAGGGGACCCCACCAACGGGACUAGACAAUUUCUACGCCCACACGAAGAAUAGCCAGUGUGACGUUAGUUCUGGGUUUAACGUUUUCCUGUACAAAAAUGUAGCAGUUUGUCUGCUUGUAGUGACGGAUAAAAAAUUGUACAGUGAUGCCGAGCUAUCCUGUAUGAAUUUCAUCAACGGACGACUGUUUGCUACAGAUUCGAAGGACAAGCUACAACUCCUCAAGAGAGUUUCCAGUAUCCCAGACAACCAUGCACCUCGUGGUUUCUGGGUAGGGCUGGAUGAUCGGCUUGUGGAAAAUCAGUUUGUGUGGGCUCAUGGUCGAAACGCAACGCAAACGGAAAUAGGUACCCUGUUCGAGGAGGGAGAGCCAAACAAUAAGCUAAAUGAAGAUUGCGUUCUCUUCAAUACAGACCAUUUCUCACUACUCGACAUUCCGUGCUUUUUAAGUAGAAGUUAUGUCUGUGAAACACCCUUACAUGUUUAGACUACGUUAAUUUGUUCAUGCUUCUAAUCCACUGUGACAACAAGGAGGAAACUGGAUUUUAAACCGGCGAAUGAGUGUACGAUGAUAAUGACCAUAUAUUGCUCCACCUUCGAUACAAACAUGGUCAUAUUGAGGGGUUGUGUUUGUGUGUGGGGGGGGGGGGGGAGUUUGAUCCUGCCUGUCGAACAAACCCGAGUUGAGCGGGAUACAGCAUCCAAGCAGAGAAGUGGAGAAUUAUAAAACAGACUUCCUCUUGAGGGAAUCUCGCCGAUGAGUUUUUCCUUUGUACUGUAGUUCUGCCAACCCUUCUAUAUGGCUCUGUGAAUGCUGGACAAUCACUAAAGACAGGGAAAAAGAAACAGA
Aplysia californica (California sea hare) is the source of this 1713-nucleotide messenger RNA. RefSeq lists its product as uncharacterized. The transcript has a single exon. NCBI's taxonomy places the organism in Eukaryota, Metazoa, Mollusca, Gastropoda, Aplysiida, Aplysiidae. The record is from RefSeq and is a predicted model, not a curated record. Bases 448 to 1350 code for a protein of 300 amino acids.